This is a messenger RNA of Egretta garzetta (little egret), 716 nucleotides long. RefSeq names its product heat shock transcription factor, Y-linked-like. Bases 84 to 716 code for a protein of 210 amino acids. Lineage: Eukaryota; Metazoa; Chordata; Aves; Pelecaniformes; Ardeidae. The transcript has 3 exons. The record is from RefSeq and is a predicted model, not a curated record.
AUGUCUCCUCUGGCUGCUCUCCUCUGCCAGGGCACAGGCAAUGUCACCGCCAUGUGGCACAGGCACCACGGUGAUGUUUAAGAAUGUCCCAUGGGAACCUGCAGUUGGCCUUUGGUGUCUGGCAGGACCAAGCCUGGCUAGCCAGAGCGAUGGUUACUGAAGAAAGCUCGAGCCCAAAUGAGACUGGAUGGUCUCAAAGGGAGUUGUCAACAGCUGCAAUCUCCUCCUCUUCUUUGGAUGAGCUGGGGGAGUCGUCAGGCUUAGCUUCUCCUGCCUCUCCAGGGUGGGAUGAUCAAGCUGCUGUAGGAGCAAUAAUGGAAGAAGGGUCUUUCCAAGCUUGGAGUGAUGACAGCACUACUGCAAGGGACACUCCGGCUUCAUCCGAGAAUGCUGGCAAAACCGAAGACUUCUCCUUUCUAAAGCAGCUCUGGAAAAUUGCCUGCAGCAACAAGUUUCAGUCCAUUCUAUGGGUUGAUAAUGGAGUCAUCGUUGCCAUCAAUGAGGAAAUGUUCAAGAGGGAAAUGCUUAAACUGCUUGAACUCUUCUUUGCAUUGUUUAGCUUCUUAUGUUUCUAUUAUAGCCCCAACUUUAAGAGGGACCAUCUCCAGCUGCUGGCAAGGUGCAAGCCAAGAGUGGGAUGCAAAAGCAGAGCCUCGGCUGCACCAUGCCUGGAUGCAGAGCUGGAGGAAAGCCACCAAGGUCUUCAGCCUGUGUGA